GGAAUGCGUGGCACCGCUCUGAAACAUCCCAUCGCGCCGUGCUUCGAUGAUGUGGUGUCGCAACCGGCCCGCAGUAAGUCGGGUGCUCCAUUGCCCCAGAAUCGUAAGCUUAUAGCCGAGCUGGCAGCGAUGCUCAAAGAGCGGGAGAUUAGCACCACUGCCGAGCUGAACAUGUGCUCCGUGUUUUUGAGCGAGUUCUUCACCCUGGACAUGAUUGGCCGGUCGACCAAGCGCACCAAACGGAGGACGGAUGGUUUCCGCGGUUGCCGGGCCGAUGGUUAUGAUCGGAGUCCGUUCGUAACGCCACUCUCCAAUCCACUGCUCGUUUCACCCAACGAUCCGUACUACGGGCCUCUCGGAGUGCGCUGUCUUAACUUUAGCCCGCAGGAAAGGGCAAACGAUCGGUGCGAGCUGAAGCAUAUGGCUGAUCGUAAUUUGCAGAGCAGCUAUUUCGAUCUUUCCAAUCUGUACACCGAGCAAGCGACGUACGAUCAGGACGGUAAGCUGCUGCUGCAGCAGUGUGGAGCGCCCGAGACCAUAACGAACCGGAGACCGAUGUCGGUGCAGUUUUUCGCCGUUGCCGGUUUGUUUGCAAAGUUGCACAAUUACUGCGUGGAUCGGGCACCGCUGAAGGGUAGCGGACCGGUCGAGGAACGGUGCCGUGCGUUUACGAUCGCCGUGUAUCAGAAGAUCAUCUACGAGCAGCUUUUACCGGUACUGUUUGGUGAAGAGUUUUACAGUGAGUGCGAUUUUAGCUGCGAAUACAAUCCGAACGAGGAGUGUGCCGUCUCGCAGGUGUACAAGCAUGGACCGGGUCGCUUCCAGCACGUGUGGAUAGGCGAAACGAUGCUUUACAAACCGGCUCGUGGGGAGGCGGAGUGGAGAUCGUUUAACGAUUUCUUCCACAAUUAUGAAUCGUUCGAUUGUUUGGGUGCGCUGGCCGGUUCGCUGGACACGCCGAUCAACGUUGGAAAUCUCGCCAGUGCGAGCGUGGACAAGUUCGUUACGGUGGAUGGAUAUCGUGGCACUAGUCUACCAUGCAUCGAUCUGGCACGUAAUCGUGAUGCCGGGCUGUGUCCGCUGGUUACCUACAAACACCACGUGGAGCAACUGUUCGGAGAGGAGAGCCGAUGUUACAGCACGUUCGAGGAUCUGAGCGAUAUCUUUGCACCAGACGUGAUUGAAUUCUUCUCCCGACACUAUGAGCAUCCGGACGAUAUCGAUGUACUGUUUGCGAACAUGGACCAACGAUUCCAUCCGGGUGCUAACCUGCCAAAGAUGGUCGCUCAAUUGACGUGCCUUGAGAUGAAGCGUCUAAAGUGCACGGAUCGGUUCUUCUACACGUGGAAUCCAAAUCUAGGCAAAGGAGCGCGACAACUUAUAGAAGCGAUGGACUUUACAGUGCUAUUGGCUCUGGUGACCGAAAUGGAGGAAGUUCCAUUGCAACCGUUUUUCGUCAGCAGCCCGACUGUUGCGUCGUGUGAUGUGCGAGACUACAUGCAAUCAUUAGACCAUCUUUUCUCCGAUCUGUAA
Messenger RNA from Anopheles coluzzii, 1533 nucleotides. RefSeq lists its product as uncharacterized. Gene Ontology annotation, biological process: response to oxidative stress. NCBI's taxonomy places the organism in Eukaryota, Metazoa, Arthropoda, Insecta, Diptera, Culicidae. The record is from RefSeq and is a predicted model, not a curated record. The transcript has 4 exons. Gene Ontology annotation, molecular function: heme binding; peroxidase activity. The coding region runs from base 4 to 1533 and encodes 509 amino acids.